AUACGCCACUUUCUACACAGUUGUGUAUGACCGAUGAGAUAGGCGAUGGCAUAAGAAGAGAUCGUGUCCGGCGAGGACGUCGGUUGUAACUUCACUGGUGUCUUUGCUGUUAUACACACCUUUAGUUACUCAAGAAAUAAAAUUCCGCCUAUAUAUAAUCUUCAAUAUGCCGAGCCUCAUAAAUACGCCAGCUGUAAACACAACAGCCGACUCCUUCUCACUCGCCGGCAAGAUUGCUAUCGUUACCGGCAGCGGUCGCGAGAACGGUAUUGGAGCAGCAACAGCAAGGGCAUUAGCACGUAAUGGCGCUUCCGUAGCUAUCCACUACGUCUCGGAGGGCUCAGCUCAGGGGGCAUACGAGAUAGCCCGGUCGAUCCGGGAAGAGUACGGGGUCAACGUAGCAUGUGUCCAAGGAGACAUAUCCACGCCGGAGGGGUCCCGGGGGAUCGUUGCCGGGACACUAGCACAGCUCGGGGUAAACCACAUCGAUAUCCUUGUCAACAACGCAGCCUACGCCGCAACCCGGCUCCUACGAGAAACCGACUUCGAGCUAUGCCAACGCACCUUCGCCACCAACGUAUACGGCCAGCUAUUCAUGACCCAAGCAGUCGUCGACCAGGGCCGCAUGCCGCCAGGCGGCCGGAUCAUCAACAUCGGGAGCAUAGCGUCGAAGACGCACCCGCCGCAAGUCGGGCUCUACGCGGCCUCCAAAGCGGCGCAGGACAGCCUGACUACGUCGCGGGCUGGCGAGCUCGGCUGCACCCACGGCAUCACGGUGAACACGGUGGCCCCGGGCCCCGUGGUUACGGACAUGGUUAGGGACUCGCCCGAAGUCAUCGACCCGAUGGUUUUGCUGCAGCGGGGCGCGGAACGCCGCGGUAUGCCCGGGGAUAUUGCUGAUGUGGUGCUGCUGCUUGCGUCGGAGAGGAGUCGCUGGGUGACGGGGCAGUUUAUUGCUGCUGAUGCCGGGAUUACGGGGAGUAGGUGAGGUUUGACUUGUAUGAUAUGUUAAGGAAGGAUGUGUUUUUGGGUUAAGCCGGGCUAAGAGUGGUGUAGGUACAGCGAAAAGGGGUAGUUUGUCUACAUUUAAUAUG
This is a messenger RNA of Daldinia decipiens, 1094 nucleotides long. RefSeq names its product putative short-chain dehydrogenase. The record is from RefSeq and is a predicted model, not a curated record. The transcript is spliced from 3 exons. NCBI's taxonomy places the organism in Eukaryota, Fungi, Ascomycota, Sordariomycetes, Xylariales, Hypoxylaceae. The coding region runs from base 167 to 988 and encodes 273 amino acids.